AUGGCGCAAGCCACCCAGACAUCGGUCGUUGUCAUCGGCGGCUCCCUGGUGGGCCUCUCCACCGCCCUGUUCCUCUCUGACCGCGGAAUUCCCGUUGUGGUCAUCGAGCGUCACAAAGAUUCCUCGCUACACCCACGCGCAAUUGGCUACACCCACCGCACCAUCGAGCUGCUCCGGUCCGUCGGCAUCGAGGAUCGCAUCCCCGAUGACAAAUCCAAGACCAUACCCGGCAAACCCCGUCGCGUUAAAGUGGACAGUCUCUCCGGAAAGUGGUACGAUGAGACCCACUGGACGGCCAACCAGCCCCAGGGCAGCAAGCCCGCCGAAGGAAGUAACGGACCUCCCGGCGACGCAGGCCCCUUCUCUCCAAGCAAGGCCACGGCCAUCGCCCAGGACAACAUCGAGCCCAUCUUGCGCAAUCGUGCCGUGGAGCUCGGCGCCGACCUCCGCCUCGGUUGUAAGAUGACGUCCUUCUCCCAAGACCAAGACUACGUCACCGUAACCGCGACCGACGACUCCGGCGCCGAGUUCACCGUGCGGGCCAGAUACAUGGUAGCCUGCGACGGCGGCCGGUCCGCCGUCCGCGAGGCCCUCGGCAUCAAGCAGACCGGCGUGGGCCACCUCCGCACCCUGCGCAGCAUCCUGUUCCGCUGCCCGCCCAUCAACAAGUACCUAGAACGCGGCUUCGUGCAGUUCGCCUACGACACCCCCGAGUUCGAGGGCUUCCUCACCACCUACAUGGACGGCCGCUGGGCGCUCAUGACCACCAUCACAGACCCCUCCACGCCCACCCCCUCCGACGCCGCCCAGCGCGCCCUAAUCCGCCUCGCCGCCGGCCCCAACGAGCCCCUACAGGACAGCGACAUCACCCUCCUAGCCGAGGGCCAAUGGGAGCUAAGCGCGCUGAUCGCCUCCUCCUUCACGUCGGGCCGCGUGCACCUCGCGGGCGACGCGGCGCACACGCUGCCGCCCAACCGCGGCGGCUACGGGGCCAACACGGGGAUCGCCGACGCGCACAACAUCGCGUGGAAAAUCGCCGCGGUGCUGGCGGGAAGGGCGCGGCCGGAUUUGCUCGACACGUACGACGCCGAGCGUAGGCCCGUCGCGGUCACGCGGCAUGACCAGAUUUUCGCCCGGCCGGAUUACAGGCAGUACCUGCGGCCUGGGUCCGAGUGGCUCGAUAAGGAGAUUCCCGUCUUGGACGAUGUUGCUAUGGAGCUGGGGCAGAUUUAUCGCUCCGACGCUGUCAUUGGGGCUGACUCGAGCCUGCCUGAUGCUCGGAGGCCGGACGAGUGGGCUGGCCAGCCGGGCACUCGGGCGCCGCAUCUGUGGUUGAGCAAGGCUGGUGGUGAUAAGGUCUCGACGCUGGAUGUGAUUGGGAAGGACUGGGUGCUUAUUUCUGAAGAUGGGUCUUGGGCGGAAGCAGCAGGGAAGUCGGACAAUUGCGGGUUUGUCCAGAUUGGCGGUGAGGAUCUGCACCCGGUCGACGGCGAGGAGGCGUUUCGCAAGGCUUUUGGUCUAGAGGCUUCAGGGGCUGCGCUCAUUCGGCCGGACGGCUUUGUCGCUUGGAGAGCGGUGCAGAAGCCUGCUUCUGCUAUUGCCGAUUUCCUCGAGGCCUUUGGCAAGGUUUCUCACGCGGCUUGAAUAAUGUACAUUCCUUGAUUUUACGGCUUGAUGUAGACAUUUGGAGCGGGGUUUUGUUUUGCGUGUUCAUUAUAGAUCUGUCCAGCAAUAUAUUGGCUUCUUAGUGUCG
Molecule: messenger RNA, 1753 nt
Organism: Phialemonium atrogriseum
Lineage: Eukaryota; Fungi; Ascomycota; Sordariomycetes; Cephalothecales; Cephalothecaceae
Product: 2,4-dichlorophenol 6-monooxygenase
Exons: 2
Coding region: 1-1644 (547 amino acids)
Biological process (GO): ubiquinone biosynthetic process
Cellular component (GO): mitochondrion
Molecular function (GO): FAD binding
Source: RefSeq, a predicted model, not a curated record